This is a messenger RNA of Ictalurus furcatus (blue catfish), 1011 nucleotides long. RefSeq names its product CD63 antigen-like. Gene Ontology annotation, cellular component: membrane. The record is from RefSeq and is a predicted model, not a curated record. NCBI's taxonomy places the organism in Eukaryota, Metazoa, Chordata, Actinopteri, Siluriformes, Ictaluridae. The coding region runs from base 218 to 1009 and encodes 263 amino acids. The transcript has 3 exons.
AUCUUCCUCUUGAUUUCCUGAACGUCCCACCUUCAUGAAGCGCAUGCUGGUGACUAAGCAAACCGUAAAUGACGCCACAAACAGGAUUUUGUAGGAUGAGGGUGGAGUGAGUGACCAUUGCCAUUUUAAAGCAGUACAAGGACCUGGGAGGCUCGUUAGAUUUGUUUACUGCUUCUCAACCCGUUUCUAAAACUUAAGAAUCCAAACUUAAAAGACUAUGGAGGGUGCAAUGAAGUGCGUGAAGUUCCUGUUUUUUUUCUUCAACUUUAUCUUCUGGUUGUGUGGCCUGGCUCUCAUCAUAGUGGGCAUUGUGGCGAGGACAGCAAUCACCAAGAUUCCUGCGAUUCAGGAGCUGGCCAGCAGCGGAUCCCCCAUUGUGAUCAUCGUGGUAGGAGCCGUGAUCUUCUUAAUCGCCUUCUUCGGCUGCUGUGGAGCGUGGAAAGAUAACUACUGCAUGGUCACUACGUUUGUCGUCCUGCUCUCAAUCAUCAUCAUCAUCGAAAUUGGAAUAGCCAUUGGUGCUUAUGUCUUGAAAGGAAAGCUGGAGGAUCUGCCGGAGAAGGUCCUGCAGGAAAUGAUGAAAAAUUACACAACAAAUCCAGAUGUUCAGAAGAACCUGGACGAAUUACAGAAAGAGCUGAAAUGCUGUGGAGCAAUGAACUCUUCUGACUGGGCGUUCUUCAAGCCUGACAAGAACUCCGUUCCCGACUCCUGCUGCAAGAACAUCUCAGUCAACUGUGGAGCCGGAGCCCUGAAAGACGCCAACAAAAUCUAUAUAGAGGGCUGUGGGGCUGCUUUGGAAACUUUUAUCAAGAAAAACCUUCUCUGGGUUGGCGUAGCAGCUCUUGUCAUUGCCUUCAUAGAGAUCUUGGGUGCUGUGUUUGCCUGCACGCUUAUGAGAGGGAUCCGCAAAGGCUAUGAGAUCUGCACUGUGCUCCUUGGACUUUCCCAUAAUGUAUGCUGUACAAUCAUUCUGCUUCAGAAAAAGAAAAGCCCAAUAUUGCCAUGACA